Messenger RNA from Acomys russatus (golden spiny mouse), 2177 nucleotides. It is a transcript of the gene Lcp2, whose product is annotated as lymphocyte cytosolic protein 2. Gene Ontology annotation, biological process: intracellular signal transduction; cell surface receptor protein tyrosine kinase signaling pathway. NCBI's taxonomy places the organism in Eukaryota, Metazoa, Chordata, Mammalia, Rodentia, Muridae. The coding region runs from base 271 to 1881 and encodes 536 amino acids. The transcript is spliced from 21 exons. Gene Ontology annotation, molecular function: protein binding. The record is from RefSeq and is a predicted model, not a curated record.
GUUUACUUAUUUAGAAGUCAGCAGAGGAAGUGGUAAAGGAAACUAGCUGAGUCGUUUUCUCAGAAGAACCAUAUUUGUUCACAGGGGAAGCCGCUGCUUUUUGGAAUCUGGCUACAGCAGAAAAGACGCCUGUUCAACAAGGGUGUUGUCAAGGGCAGCUGGGAAUCAGAAAAGCCAAGGGCACCUCAGAGACCGAGAUCUGGACCAUUUCUCCAUUUCAUGGCUGCAGUACCUCUCCUCAGCUUGUGAGCGUCCCCCUGAACAGCAGCCAUGGCCUUGAAGAAUGUGCCCUUUCGCUCUGAGGUCUUAGCCUGGAACCCGGACAGCCUCGCUGAUUAUUUCAAGAAGCUGAACUACAGGGACUGUGAGAAGGCGGUGAAGAAGUUCCAUAUUGACGGCGCUCGGUUUUUGAACCUGACAGAAAAUGACAUCCAGAAGUUCCCUAAGCUGCGGGUCCCGAUUCUCAGCAAAUUAAGUCAAGACAUCAACAAGAAUGAAGAAAGAAGAAGUAUUUUUACACGCAAACCCCAGGUUCAGCGGUUUCCUGAAGAGACAGAAAGCCACGAAGAGGACAAUGGUGGCUGGUCAUCCUUUGAAGAUGACUAUGAAAGUCCCAAUGAUGAUGAUCUCGAUGGAGAGGAUGAUGGUGACUACGAGUCCCCCAAUGAGGAGGAAGAGACUCUGGUGGACGAUGCUGCUGAUUAUGAGCCCCCACCAUCCAAUGAUGAGGAGGCCCUGCAGAGCUCCAUCCUGCCCGCCAAGCCUUUCCCCAACACCAACUCCAUGUACAUUGACAGGCCUCCCACCGGCAAGGUCUCCCAGCAGCCUCCGGUGCCUCCCCAGAGACCAAUGGCUGCCCUCCCUCCCCUGCCAAUAGGACGGAAUCACUCGCCACUGUCUCUGCCCCAGCCCAGCCAUGAAGAGCCCAGCAGAAGUCGAAACCACAAGACAGCAAAGUUACCUGCUCCAUCAAUAGACAGAAGCACAAAACCUCUCCUCGACCGCUCACUGGCACCUCUUGACCGAGAGCCCUUCGCACUAGGAAAGAAACCAACAUUUUCUGACAAGCCUGUGGCCCCAGUGGGAAGGGCUCUUGGGGAGCAUUUACCCAAGAUACAAAAGCCUCCUUUGCCACCAGGCAUGGACAGACAUGAAAGAAGUGAAAGAAGUGGACCCCUGACAGCAAAGAAGCCACCGGUUCCAAGGCAUGGAAGGGGACCAGACAGAAGAGAGCCUGAUGAAGAUGAUGCACAUCAAAGACCGUUGCCUCAGCCGUCACUACCUCCUAUGAGCUCCAACACAUUUCCUUCGAGGUCUACCAAGCCCAGCCCCAAGCACACAUUCCCGUUGUCUCACAUGCCAGGAACCUUCUCAGAAAGUAACAUUGGCUUUCAGCAGAGUGCUUCCCUGCCGCCAUACUUCUCCCAAGGUGCCAGCAACAGACCACCUCUCAGAAAUGAAGGCAGAAACUUACCCUUGCCAGUUCCGAACAGGCCUCAGCCUCCAUCUCCUGGGGAAGAAGAGAUGCCGUUAGAUGAAGAGUGGUACGUCUCUUAUAUUACCCGACCAGAGGCAGAAGCCGCUCUUAGGAAGAUAAACCAGGACGGCACCUUCCUGGUUAGAGAUAGCUCUAAGAAAACAGUGAAGAAUCCAUACGUCCUCAUGGUGUUAUACAAAGACAAAGUUUACAACAUCCAGAUCCGUUACCAGGAGGAAAGUCAAGUAUACUUGUUGGGGACCGGACUUCGAGGCAAAGAGGACUUCCUGACUGUAUCAGAUAUUAUUGACUACUUCCGGAAAAUGCCACUGUUGCUCAUUGACGGGAAAAAUCGAGGCUCCAGGUACCAGUGCACACUAACAUACGCUGCAGGCUGUACAUAGUGAGGGAGCCUCCUGCCUCUGCUCUCACUGCGGGAAGAUCAAGUAGCCUAAGGGGAUGGAUGAAGACCUAGGGCUGAACCAAACCCCUCAGCGUGGGCACAGAGUUCUGCCCUUUCCUUUCAAAAGGUGUCUGAAGAUUGCUGAGUACCACGUAACUUAUUUAUUUUCUUCGAUGUUUGUAAAGCACAGACGUAAUCCUGUCCGCGUGUGAAGUCUAGGAGAGCGUGGCAGUACUUCAAGACAUGAGAUUUUGAACAUCCAUUUCAAAAGACAGUACUUUAUACUACAUAAAUAAU